UGAAGCGCACUACUCCUCAGGAUUGGAGGAUUUAGCCUUAACUUUCAACAAUCCUGCCUUUCUGUCUCCCCCUUUCCUAACUAGAACGCUUCGCCUCUCUAAAGCGUUAAUAUUGCAUUCCAAGGAUUAAAUGAAACAGUGAAAAUAGCUGUUUUUAUACUUUCAUAAACCUAUCUGUAAGCUACAUUUUCAAAAGAAACAUCUGGGUUCCUAGCUUCUUUGGGCUGUAUUAAAGUUUUUUUUGCACUUGAGAACUGAUAAAAACUGUUUUGGAACCAAUCAAAUAUUUUUAUUGUUGUUUUUUUAAACAAUUUGUGAAUAGGCUACCUUUUAAAACUUUGCUUUCAUUGUAAUAUAUCGAAACCUUUUAUACAGAUUCUUUGUUACUUUACAGUUUUUUAAAGUUUAGGUUAUAUUUAGAUCAGUCACAACGCGUUAUCCAGCAAUGGCAGGAUUGAAUUCUUUGGACGCCGUUAAAAGAAAAAUCCAAACUUUGCAACAACAAGCCGACGAUGCAGAGGACCGAGCCCAGGUUUUACAGAGAGAGCUGGACAGUGAACGGGAACUUCGCGAGAAAGCUGAGGGGGAUGUGGCAGCUCUGAACCGCAGGAUCCAGCUGGUGGAGGAGGAGCUGGACCGAGCCCAGGAGAGGCUGGCCACUGCACUGCAGAAGCUGGAGGAGGCCGAGAAGGCAGCUGACGAGAGCGAGAGAGGCAUGAAGGUGAUCGAGAACCGGGCGAUGAAGGAUGAGGAGAAGAUGGAGAUCCAGGAGAUGCAGUUGAAGGAGGCCAAGCACAUCGCAGAGGAGGCUGACCGCAAAUACGAGGAGGUUGCACGUAAACUGGUGAUUCUGGAGGGGGAGCUAGAGAGAGCUGAAGAGAGAGCAGAAGUGUCAGAACUUAAAUCCAGUGAUCUGGAAGAAGAGUUGAAAAAUGUCACUAACAACCUCAAGUCUCUAGAAGCUCAGUCUGAGAAGUACUCAGAAAAAGAGGACAAGUAUGAGGAGGAAAUCAAGGUGCUCAGUGACAAGCUGAAGGAGGCGGAGACUCGUGCAGAGUUUGCUGAGAGGACAGUGGCCAAACUGGAAAAAUCCAUUGAUGAUCUGGAAGAAAAACUGUCACAUGCCAAAGAGGAAAACUUGGGAAUGCAUCAAGUUCUGGACCAGACACUGCAGGAGCUUAACAGCUUAUAAAAAGAAAAUGGAAGAGGGAGCUGAAGAAAAUUCUAGCCACAUUCCACGGAUAUCCAGUUUCAUCCCACAUAUCUGUUAAGUCUUAUACCCAGGAAAAAGAGGGGAUAUGUACCUGUAACUGCAGUUUUUCUUUUUCAAAGUCACAGCUUUCUUUCUGUAAUAUCUCCACUGAAAUGUAGAAUAUAUUCCAUCCCCCCCCCCCCCCCCCCCCACUUCCUCCUAACAGAUGUUUACAUCAUUUUGUUUUUGUUUUGUUUUGUUUUCUGGAGAAUUUGCGUUUACAGAGCAGCACAUACAGCUAAUUGGGAUGUGUUUACCAGUGAUGGUGAGAAUGUAGGGCAGCAAUUGGAAAGCAGAAACACUUCAGUAUCAGCUGCUGGUGAUAUAUUUUGACAAGCAGUCGAGUCGUGUAGAUGGUUCUUCAAACUGAGCAUGAUGAAUCAGAGGGACGUGGAAGGACAUUGGAGAAGUCUUGCAAAAGAUUUUUUUUAUAACUUGUGCAUACCUCGUCAGGACGGAAAUGAGUCCUUUUUGUAUAGGCUCUGGAUUUGCCUGCCUACACUUCUUUUCCAAGGUGUCUUUCAGUCUCACUCAUUCAUUCAGAACAGUUCUGCAUUUCAGUGUCUAUGUUCUAAAUCUUGGUGUUAUAUGUGGGGAAAAUUUUAAAGAUAUGGAACCAAAAACUACAGCACUGGAAUCCCAAUUUAGUAAAAAAAAAAAAACUGAUGCCAAUUGUAUAUAGUAGAUUGAUGCUGGUUGUCCAGAAUUGAAGCAUAUUUACUUCAACGGCUUUUGACCACUGUUUUGCUGGGGGACUCUCAAAACCAAAGUAUAAACUCUGCAUUCUAAAAUGUGUGUUUUUGUCUGUGUUUUAAUGUUUAAGUGAGGAGGCCUCUCGUUAUUUGGCCACGGAACAACUGCUUCACAUUUACCUCGCUGAACCUGUAUUAAACUGUCUCACUUUCCCAGCUUUCAAUCUAAUAAAUUUUUAU
Molecule: messenger RNA, 2184 nt
Organism: Megalops cyprinoides (Indo-Pacific tarpon)
Lineage: Eukaryota; Metazoa; Chordata; Actinopteri; Elopiformes; Megalopidae
Gene: tpm4a
Product: tropomyosin 4a
Exons: 8
Coding region: 446-1192 (248 amino acids)
Biological process (GO): actin filament organization; muscle contraction
Cellular component (GO): actin filament
Molecular function (GO): actin filament binding
Source: RefSeq, a predicted model, not a curated record